Messenger RNA from Monomorium pharaonis (pharaoh ant), 10827 nucleotides. It is a transcript of the gene Cad99C, whose product is annotated as cadherin-99C. Gene Ontology annotation, molecular function: calcium ion binding. NCBI's taxonomy places the organism in Eukaryota, Metazoa, Arthropoda, Insecta, Hymenoptera, Formicidae. The transcript has 18 exons. The record is from RefSeq and is a predicted model, not a curated record. Gene Ontology annotation, cellular component: plasma membrane. Bases 4804 to 8934 code for a protein of 1376 amino acids. Gene Ontology annotation, biological process: homophilic cell-cell adhesion.
GUCGGUGUGGGAUGAGGGGCCAGAAUAACGAAGGACUGACCGAUGAGUCACAGCGGUGACUGUCUGCGCGACGCAAAACCAUAUUUGCAUUAGCAUAUCACGCUUCUUCGUCACACGACUUCUUGUUCCCCUGAGUGCUAUUAGUCCGCACCUCGAGGGUCCUUUCAAUCCAAAACGUAAUCGGGACGCGUCUUUCACGCCGUCCCUUUUUUAUCUUCACACGAGUUUCUUUUUUAUCUUUUCCCCUUUUUUAUCUUUCCACGUCUGUCUCAAAAGGUUGGUACAGAAUGUCGCCCAAGAGAGUACCAAACGCAAUUUGAAGAUAUAUUAUUUUAGCAUGAAAUUGAAACGCAAUGUACAUUCCUUUCUCGGGGAAGAAAAAAGUGUAAAAUGUUUGUAGUUCGUGAGCGUAUAUUUUUUAGCACUUCUCCUACGAUCGUCAAUGUUGAAAGCAAUCGGUUUAAUGUUAAAAGCAUAUAUAUGUACAAAUUUUAAAUUUUGUUUAUACAAAUUUUGUUCGAGAUCGAAAGAAAAUGGAGAAACGUACGAAAGUUAUGCAACAGUUUGUUUCAUCGAUCACCGACGUGCACGCGGUACAACAGUUUCAGCUAUCCCGAUUGCCCAUUUACGAGAAAACAAGGUCGACGAAUGCCACGCAUGGAAAGCGACAUACAUUGAAGCAACAUUUCUGAAUUCCUUUAUUUGUAUUAGCCGCGAGAAGAUAUCUCACGGCGGUAAUUCACACGCGAGCGUGUAUACUUCGCAAUAAUUCCGAGAGGAGACUUAACGUUUGUGCGCGCGCGCGUGCAUAAUUAUAUGCGUGACGCGAUGAACGUGCGCGUGCAACGUGCACGCUUCGUUACGCGCGCACGAUCUUCGCGUAUACGAAACACGUCCCGCGUGCUCUGUCGCAGAUUAGAAACUGAUAUACGUACGGGGGCCCCGCAGGCGUGCAUUCGCUAAACGGUAUUACAACCCGACGGCAACGGCACCACGCUGACCGGGUAGAUGCGUGUCCGGCCCUUUUUCACGUCUAAUGAUUUUAAUGGUACUAAUCGAUUCUGCGGUUUCGCACAAGUGCGCAAACAGCGCGCACGACAGACAAGUCGUUAAUUACAGUUACUAGCGCCCGGCUUAGAUAAUCCACGUCCGAAUAAUUAAUUACUCCUAUCAAUCGCGUAUUUAGAAGCGUGCUGUGCAGAGGUACUUCGACCGUACGUAGAGCUGCGCGAAUAUUGCCGAUAAACAAGGAAAAUGCGCGGCUUAUGAAGCCCUAUGAGCUACUUCAAAGUUUUGUCGCUUCUUUUUGUAUCUGCGAAGUUCCUUCGCCGAUUUUAAAUUAAUCCUUCCUUCCUUAAUUUCUAAAUAAUAGGGGUAAAUUAAAAGAUAAAGGGAAUAAAUGACAGUACUUUAGCUUUUUGUUUAAAAAACUAUUUUCAGGUGAAAAGUUGCAUUUAAAUUGAUCGAGAAAUCUACAAGAUAAAAGAAACAAACGUAAAACUGAUACCUUCAGGUGCAUAUCUUAUAUUACACACGUGGUAACCGCUCGAAGACCACACACCGGCGGUUGAAGCUGCAACCGGAAUAAGUUGGCCGAUAGUUUUCCGAUAACAACCCGGCCACGACAGGAGUUGUGAUAUUUCCGGCGCAAAGUUUUCGCGCGAUCAGGGCAAACUCAGCCAAAUGCACCAGCGAGAAACGGGGAAAGGAUCGCGCGUAACGGUAACGCCGUCGGGGGAAUAACGCAAGCUUUCCGUUCGAUACACGCGUGCGGUAUCGCCUCGCGGUACCGUAAGGCAUUAACCGUACGGCCCGGCAGAUUAGAGGCCAACAGAUUGCCGUUGCUUGUAGCUAUUUGCAUAUCACCCCUGCCAAACCCUUGACAUUGUUCGGCUUACAGAGGUACAACGCCGGCCGUCGCUACUACCGGAUUAGAACUCGCAAAUUGCGCUCCGGAUCGACGAAGCGAUCGAUGUAUAUCGCGACACUUAUCGCUCGUGUAUGCAUCGUAAUCCGGACUUUCCGCUGACGGGAACCACAGGUUACACAAGUCCGCGCGGAGGUAUCGCAAUAUUUUUUUUUUAACGUUCAAAUCAUUUGCCGGAUAUAUUGGUCCGACAAUCGCAGUGCUCUUUAAUGCAAAUUCUGCGAUUUUCUUAUUUGUUCGCCACUAUUAAACCAAGAAAUAAUUAAUGAAUAAAUAAAUAAGUAGCUCAAUUCGUUUCACUUCAGAGGAAAAAUUUAAGUAAGAAAGUUGUACUGAUCGCAUAACGAAUUUUAAAGUUACAAGCAAAGUUAUAAGUAUGAAUCUGGGACAGGGGGUUCUCGACAAACUUUUUCUAAAAGGCCGGAUAAUAAAUAUUUUAAAGUCUGUGGGUAGGUACUUACGUAACAAGACAGCAAACACAGUUCCGCGAAGUUCUUAAUAAGAAAUGUAAAUAAAAAAUAACCUCAAUUUACUUAAUUUAAUUUUUAAUAAUAGCAAUUACGCGAGUAAGGCGCUACAAGUAGGGCUUGGCCUUAUGAAUCGCAGAAUGAGAAGAAAAUUUCAAACGGGCGAUGCAAGAGACAUUUCCAUCGGUAUAAUCUAGCGGGCGCGUUAACGCAACUGCUAAUGGACCGUGCGUAACGUCAUCGUCUCACGCGCGCGCAAGUGAAAGUAAGAUGCUCAUUAGCGGAUAUCGCGCAUUCACCGGACGCCUACGCAAUCACGGUAGAUUACUCGAUCGCCGUGACGAAUCGUUACGCGGGGCGACCGCAACGGCAUAUAUCGCCGUAGCGACGUAACGUAACGUGCUACCUACGUGCUACGCGACGCUCGCUCGCUCCCCCGGGGUUAUGAUAAUAUAAUCAGGAAGCAGUAUAAAAUGUCAAAUCCACCGCGGCUCCGUACACGCGCGCGGCGCGGGAUAAUAUAAUACUUUGUGACCGUGUGCGUGCGAUUGCGCGCCAUUUGCUUGUACUUACGACGGUACUUGUCGCGUCGCGAUUAUUGCACUCGCUCGGUGGUCGGUCGCGGUAUUAAGAAUUGUUCUCCACGCGUGAGUGCCUAUUCAUACGAAGCGAGGCAGUCAAUAAAGUCACUUCUCUGACGUACAACGAGAAAGUCCUCUCGGAUUAAAAGGAAAAAAAAAUACAAACUUCCGCAUGUUUGCAUUGGUCGCGACGUGGCAUUUUCGCCGGGUGUUUUUAUUUGUACGUACAGCCGCGUAUAUUUCGUUAUUCGUGUUAACGGCAUUUCGGCGGCCACGUUAUUGUUAUGGUUGGCGGUUAUCGUAUAUUUUGAUUGGAAUCGUAUGCCGGCGCCACGAUAAUUGCGGGCUCCGCAAGCGCACUCCGUAAUCAACGAACUCUUUUUUUCUCUCUGAAAGGAUUUAUUACAUUGGCUUGUAGUGUAAUUAAUAUUUUCAGCACUGAAUUUUCGCCCCCGAUGUUAAUCCGAUGAUAAAAUUUAAAACGUUCGAGCCAAUUGUGCCGCAACCGCGCAAAACGAACAAAGCGAUAAAAAUAACAAUGACGAUAGAGAUAGCCUUCGAAAUUAAUUGGUUACGUAAUAUUCCAAUUGAGCUGAACAUUACGUAUUACAUUCCGUACAAAAAGAAAUAACGAACACUCGUGUAACGAGUGAAGAAGAGGCCGAAGUUCGAAGCCUAACGAGUGAUCAUCGACGAGGGUCUCGAUUUCUCUUCGUGCCUGUUGACGCGUGCUAAUGCCUCCCUCGACUGUCCCCAAUUGUCUUUAAUCUUAUCUUACGCGCGCGGCACAGUUUUGCAUAAACGUCGAUCACCGUGGGCCCCGGCGAACAAAGAAAACUGUGCGCCCCGCCGGUGAUAGGCAACCGUCUGGAAAACCUGGCAAGGUGGGCAGUGGACGCGGACGGGACUUAUAUGCAUCGGUGCAUGCUGCACGCGAGCCUAGAUAUGCGCGAGGAGGUAGGAGAGCCACGGACUCGCCGGCAUUAGUCACCGUUCGGCUUCGGGACGUGUGUAACGCGAGUUGCACGCGAAUUUUUCGAUUUUCCCGACGACGCGACGCGCGGUUGCCGACGUGGCCGAUCCCGCCGUGUGUAACGCGCCGCGGCGAAUCCUUCCGUCGCGGCUCCGUACGAACGCGAUAUUACGGAAAAUCAGCAGGAUCGGUAUUGACCGAUUGGACGCGUGUGAUAUAUGUGGAGAUAGCGUAAAACCUCCGUGCGUGUACGUCGCGGUUGUGAAUUUCAAUCGUCUUGCGCUUAAUUUUACGAGCUAUCGCAGCAGCACACUAUAGCAGCGGCGACGGCGGCGGCGGCGGCGCGAGAGGAACGUCGAAGACGUUUUGUCGCUAAUUUUUCACGGUUAUUCUCGACGACCGUUCCAAUGCGACGCAACGAACCCGAUGGCUUGAAAGGCACACGAGCGCGAGCCGGGUAGGAGGCAUGUCGUCCGGGGGCCGAUUAAAAGAGAGACGCAUGAUUUAUACGGCCCCACGCGUGGAAUGUGGUAACGUAACGAGCGCGGUUAACGGCUCGCGGGUCUAAGGAUUCAGUCCCGGGCACGACGAUCGGCGCAGGAAUUGCCUGGGCUCACCGCAUGAACGUGGGACGAUAGAACGAGGGACACACCUUGCAUGUGCGCGCAAUCGCCGCACUUUAUUAUGUACUAAUUCUCGAGAGAUACCUGGGGGGGGCCUAUAUCCCUCCUGCGAUCGUCGCCGAAAAGAUGUUUCGCGUUCGCCCGCGCUGCAUCACGGCGCUCUAAAUGAGGAUGCGAGAGGAGGACGCUUACGUUCGGAUUCGAGAACGUGACUCGUCGUAAGAUCAACAAUAUGGAGCUUCUCCGUUCGAUAAAAGCGUUCCUGGUCGUCGUCGCGCUGAUUCGCGUCGGCCCGACUUUUGCCGACGACACUGACGAUUUGUCAACGGAUCGGGCGAGGAACGUCUCCGAGAGAUUCACAUCCACGACCACGUUGACGGUGAACAUACGGGACGAUGAUGACCAGGAUCCCUCCUUUAUUUAUCAAGGCUGUAUGCUCUCGGACGGUGCCUGCAUCAAUCCGGAAUACUCCGCGUCGGUAUCGAGCGGGGUACUAUCUGGCAUACUCAAUAUCUCGCCCGAGAAAAUACAGGCGAUCGACAUGGACAGCAUAAACGAGCCGAUUCACUAUUCCUUCCUUAGCGGAUAUCCGCCGAAUUACCGUGAUUUCUUCGAGAUCAAUCCCAGCACGGGGGCAGUAAGGCAAAUCAAAGCCGUCGACACGACGGUAACGAAGAAGUUUGAUAUUAUUAUUAAGGCGGUCGAAGUGUCGGAAGCAAAGCGCUCGGCCACUGCUAAAUUAACAAUCACCGUGAAACCGGUCGACAGCAAUCCACCCGUUAUAACGGCGUCAAACAUCGAAGGUUUCGUCGACGAGAAUGCUCCGAUCGGCACAAAGGUCAUCGAUAAAAGCGGGAAUCCUAUUGUGCUCACCGUGUCGGAUGCUGAUCUGGGACCGGACGAUCCGAAACCGGCGUACACCUUCGAGCUGACUACAAAUUUCUUUGCGAUCGAUCCAUCCGGCGUGCUUGUCGUGAACGAGGAGAAUUUGGACCGGGAUCCUCCGAGUCCCGGCCGUUUCCGAUUCCAAGUGGUCGCCCGGGAGAAAACGGGUGUGGCCGCGUCGUCUCCUCUGUCGUUUAUUGUUACGUUAAACGACGUUAACGACAAUGCGCCUCUGCUUCCGAUGAUGGCGCCCAUCACCGUUCAAGCGGGAGAGACGAAGAGACAAAUAGCAAAGGUGGAGGCCACGGACAACGACGAGGGCGAGAAUGCCGAGAUAACGUACAGUAUCUAUCACGUGUCGAACAAUGGCUUGCACAAGUUCAAGAUAGAUCCUAAGACCGGGGUUAUCGAGUCCGUGAGGAAACUGAACGCCGGCGAGCAGUACAGCAUCACCGUGCAGGCGACCGACAAGGGUGGCAAGUACUCGCAGACAAUCGUCGAGGUGAACGUCAUUCCCGGGCCCAACACCAGAAGCCCCGUGUUCCAGCAACCGGUGUACGAGGUGCAAGUCAGCGAGGGGGCCUCCAUCAAUUCCACAGUCGCGACUAUCACUGCCAUUGACCCAGAAAACGAUCCGGUGUCGUACUCGAUAGUAUCGGGGAAUGACUUGCGGCAGUUUGCGAUCGGUGACAAAUCAGGUGUUAUUACCGUUAUAAGGAAGUUGGAUAGGGAGGACCUGACCCGGUAUCAGUUGUUAAUAAAGGCCGAGGAUACCGGCGGUCUCUACAGCACUGCGACGGUUAACAUUAUGGUCACGGAUAUCAACGACAAGAAUCCCGAAUUCGUGGGUCUACCAUACGAAUUUACCGUCAAGGAGGGCGAGGCGCGAAAAAUCGGCCGCGUGCAUGCCGAAGAUGCAGACGAAGGCGUAAAUGCCGAGAUCACCUACUUUGCACCCGAUGAUAUUCCUUUCACCGUGGAUCCCGAGACUGGCGAUGUCUUGACAAAAAAAGUGUUGGACUACGAGCAGAACAACGAAUACAAAUUCGUAGUAACCGCGAGGGAUGGCGCUCCCGAUUACCGUUUGGCAACCGCGACAGUCACAGUGAGAGUCAUAGAUGUCGAAGACGAGGUUCCGGUCUUUCACCAAAGCAGCUACGAGGCACGUGUCAAGGAGAACGUGCCCGACUAUAAUGUAAUUCAAGUCACGGCCGAUGAUCCGGACACAAAGAAGCAAAUUACGUACAUGAUCAAGCAAGGGGACACCGAACUCUUCAGCAUAGAUCCGAAGACUGGAAUAAUAAAAACUGUCCGCGGUCUCGAUUACGAAAGCCAGAGCCAACACGUACUUAUUGUAGGCACCGAGGAGAACACCAGUAAUUUACCUGGCUCCACCACCCGCGUUGUUAUUAAUGUUCAGGACGUGAACGACAUUCCACCGGUAUUUACGACGGUACCACGUCCGAUUACGCUGGACGACGAUGUCCCUAUAGGAACGACCGUGAUGAAUCUCGUCGCUGCGGAUUCCGACGGCACCGCGCCGGGCAAUCAGGUUCGAUACGAGAUCAUUGGCCGCGGUAUUGCCAGCAAGUAUUUCGUAAUCGAUCCCGACACCGGCGUACUCCGAAUACGAGACGACUUGCGCAAGGAGACCGACUCCGAGUAUCAGGUCGACGUGCGCGCAUACGAUAUGGGAGAGCCGCAGUUGUCGUCCGUGACGACCGUGCCGGUCUACGUGCGUCACGUGGCGACGGUUCCGCCGGAGAUCGGCUUGGGUUUCGCGGAGAACUCGUACAACGUCGAGGUGCCCGAGAACGCGGGUGAUAAUACGCUAAUAAAGAUAAUCACCAUUAUCAACAGUCACGCGCACGACACCACGCCGCUCAGGUGCGAGAUUUACAGCGGCAAUGAGGAAGGCCUGUUCGAGGCGAAUGUCACGGAGGAGCGGAAUUGCGCGCUGAGGCUGAAGAAGGGAGCGCUGGAUUACGAGACGACGGAAUCGUACCAGAUUAAGAUUAAGCUGGAAUCGCUCUCGGGUCUUUUGAACUCGGGCAGAAAUACGACGAUGGUGAAGAUCCAGGUGCUGGACGUAAACGACAACAAGCCCGAGUUUAUCUUCCCGGAGGCGAGUCAGAAGCUUACGAGGGGACGUUACUUUGCGGCGAUUCCGCGCACCGCGCAAUUCGCGUCCACUGUCGUGCAGGUAAAAGCUCACGAUAAGGACAACGGCAAGUACGGCAAGCUGGAGUACAAGAUCCUAGAUGGGCGGGGUUCCGGCUACUUCGCCAUCGACGGAUCUACCGGCAUAAUCAGGACUACGGCGACGUUCGACAACGUGGACGCGUCCGAGCUUCCCUUCAAGUUCGACGUUCGUGUGCGUGACAAUCCCAACUCGACCGACAAUUACAAUUCGAUCGUCGCGCCGGUGAUCGUCAAUCUGAUCGGGGAAGAAAACCUGAUGAUCCUGGUAGUCCAGGACGCGGCGCCGGACGUGCUGCAAAAGGAGACCGCCAAGAUAGCGAACGUGAUCGAGCAGAAGAGCGGCCUGCUGAUCGGCAUUGACAGAGUCGCGGUGAGGAAGAUCCUCACGAAGAACGGCACCAUCGAGAAUUUCCCGCAGGACUCCGACGUGUGGUUCUACGCGGUCGACCCGGACACCGAAGCUAUACUGAACAGAAACAGCACCAAAGUGCAGAGGUCCAUCACAGAUAAAUCCGCUAUGUCAAACAUCACCUUUGACGUGUCUACGGCGGUGCGAGCAAAUGCCAUCGACAUUCAUGCACCCGUGAUGCCACCCGAGCCCGUGCGAACACAAACGGCAGUUGCAUUCAGUGGCGAGGUAUUCCCGUACGCGUUGAUCAUCAUCGCCUGCGUGAUUCUGAUCCUCGGCAUCGCCGGUAUCAUAUACAUUUGCGUCUCCUGGUCCAAGUACAAGGCAUACAAGGAGCGUAUGCAGCGCAUGUAUGUGGUGCCGCGAUACGACCCCGUCUACGUGGAACCCAACUUGAAGGAAUACGAGACGCAGGUGCUCCAGAUGAGCGUGCCGGUCGACGAUAACGAUAGCUGCAAUGAUUUACAGUUGGACUUCAGCAACAAGAAUCACGCGUUCAGCUUGGACAACGUCAGUUACAUCACCAAAGAUCACGGAGACAGUACUGGCCAACAAAGUCCCGUUAGCUCCGAAGCGGCGACCACGGCACGAGCGUCCAGUAUCGUCGGCAAUCACGGGGACACCAAUAUCCAUUCCCUGCGACGGUCCACGCUAGGUCGAAAGAAUCACAGCGCGAGCAACACGAACACCCUGAACAAUCGCGACACGACACCGGUACUUAAUCCCCUGUACAAUCACGGCGGUGAUCUGCUGAGCCCUAGUCCGUCCAACGACAACGUCACCUUCCGGGAAAGGAAGGAUUAUUCGCAUCUCGGGUUCACGUAUCUGGGCGAGCAAAGCCCCGUGGAGACCACGACGGAAUUGUAAGUCUCACGGUCCGAGAAACGAUGUGCGAACGUUGGCCAUCUUAAAGACUGUCACCGAAUUACGUACAUACGUAUCCGUGAAAGAGGAAGGUAGGAGUUGUAGUCCUGCGAAUGAUGAUUCGCGAGCAUCCCGUAACUUUUAUUUUGAUAUCGUGUACGCGAAUAGACAAAUAACUGUGAUGGACAUAACAUUUUUUUUCCUCAUCGAAGUUCAACCGAUAAUAAGUUAUUUGAAUGUACAAAAUUUGAAAUUCCAUUCGUAAAAAUCCUGUCAAUCUCAUAUUCACGACGCCCGAACGUAAAAUCAACGUUUAUCAUCCGUCCUUCGUUCGCGACGAGCGAACGUGAAUCCUUUUUGCAUUUAAUUUUGACAAAUGCGCGGAAUAUGGCGAGAGGAGGAUUCGGAAUAUUCGACGCCACAUAACUCGCAUUUUUCUCUGACGCGUUAAGUAACCCUAGAACCGCCAUACGAAGAGCACGUGAAAGCUUAUAAAUAGUUGAGUGACUUGGCACCUAUAUAUGCUCCUCCUUUCAUAUGUCAUCUUCUGAAUGUGUCUACCGAUGUCUGCGUUGCUGAUUCAGCGCGCGCAAUGUGGCCGUGGAAUUCCCGGUGGGACACAUUCUGAACGAGUUGCUCCGUUUGUGAUAUCCAGUAAAAGAGAGCAGUGUUAUAGCGUUCAGAUACCACGUGGCGGAACGAGGCCGUGAAAAUAUCGGGCGUAUAAAAGGCGACUUGAAAGAGAGCGCGGAUAUCCUUUAGAGCUAGCCGAUAUUCCGUGUGAUUUACUCUUAAUCGAGCAUCGCAUUUCUUUGCGUUGGAGUUUCGCCAGCAAAUUGCAAGAUUGCGAAUAACUGCGACGCCUCGAGUUAAUUAUUGUAAGCUAUUAUUGUUACUGCGACUUGCAUGCAAUAAUAAUCGAGUCCCGGCUAAUAAUUUCGGAGAUGCUUUCCGCUACUUCGCGGAAACUUAUGUGAAACUCUCGACCGUUAAUGUACAUUUUAAUUAUAACAAGAGAGAGAAAGAGAGAGAAAUAUCAUUAUGGCUCGACUUGUAGAGAAAAUUAAUAAGUACGAAGCCGUAAUACUUGUUACAUUGUACGAUCGACGUGUGUACUUGUGAAUGCGUGUCUCUUACGCGAGUCAGGUUGGCUCGCGCGACCUUGUGAAAUAAACGUGAUCGAUCCCGAUCAUGCUGUACUAUAAUAUCCGUUUUUAUUUAUACGACCGCAGGUUUGCUCAUGUCAUUCUAUUGUAAUCGCAAUUAACCGAGACGAUGACGGUGGUGCGUACCGUUUGUGUAUCGUGAUCGCAAGGAUACCGUGAGGUUUUAUACGGCAGCUGUUUCUGCCGCGUUUCUUGCUUCUCGCCUCUUGUUCACACGGCCGCAUCGACGGUAAUUAACGACUGCCACGCGGAAAAUGCGUCAUCGACACCCGCAACGACGCGUGACUGGCGGAGUGCGUACUUAAUUAAGCACGUGUAAUUGUCUAUUUCCUCUCUAUGUAAUUUCGACUUUGCGCGUUAUUUGACUCUGUGGAUCGAAAGGUCGAUCGACAUCCGCGUCGGAUGAAAUGGCGUUGAGAGAAAGAUUAAGGUAUGAUACGACUUGAUUGAAUGCAUAUCUCUAGUCGUAUGUAGCGGGCGUUCACUGCCGUGCAAUUUGUAAGCUGCGUUUUAUACUUGAAAGAGAGAAAGAGAGAGAGAGAGAGAGAGAGAGAGAGAGUGUGUGUGUGUGUGUGUGUGUAUGUGUAAAAAAAAUAGCAUGUGUAUGAGUUACACAAAAUGUUCUCCGAUUAUGGCGUUGAUACCUUUUACUUGUAGUUGUAUAAUAUUUAAGCGCGAAUUCUGUAAAAAAUUGUUAAUACCUAAUAAUAAAUUUAUUAUAUUUACAUAA